This is a messenger RNA of Mercurialis annua (annual mercury), 1405 nucleotides long. RefSeq names its product GDSL esterase/lipase At5g33370-like. The record is from RefSeq and is a predicted model, not a curated record. Gene Ontology annotation, molecular function: hydrolase activity, acting on ester bonds. Lineage: Eukaryota; Viridiplantae; Streptophyta; Magnoliopsida; Malpighiales; Euphorbiaceae. The transcript is spliced from 5 exons. The coding region runs from base 63 to 1169 and encodes 368 amino acids.
AAUUCACACUACAAGUUCACUGCUUGAACGUACACAUUACCUAGCUCUGUUCAUCCAUUUCCAUGGCUAGUUCGACGCUGGUGAUCACGCCGUCAAUGUUCAUAGCUCUAAUUAUAACAAUGGGAGCUCUACUAGUUCAUCAAGUUGAGGCCAGAGCCUUUUUUGUGUUCGGAGAUUCAUUAGUUGACAACGGUAACAACAAUUAUUUAGUCACCACUGCCCGAGCAGACGCGCCCCCUUACGGCAUUGAUUUUCCGACUCAUAGACCCACGGGCCGAUUCUCUAAUGGCCUUAAUAUUCCUGACUUGAUCGGUCAACAAAUUGGGGCAGAUUUUCUGUUGCCAUAUUUGAGUCCACGGCUCACCGGAAAGAAGCUUCUCAAUGGUGCCAAUUUUGCUUCGGCGGGAAUUGGAAUUCUGAAUGACACUGGAAUUCAGUUUGUAAGCAUAAUUAGAAUGUUUCAACAAUUUCAUUGCUUCGAAAAGUAUCAGAAACGAGUUAGUUUUUUAAUUGGAGCUGAACAAACCAGGCAACUAGUUAAUGAAGCACUUGUACUUAUCACAGUUGGUGGAAAUGAUUUCGUUAACAAUUACUAUUUGGUCCCUGAUUCAAUAAGAUCUCGCCAAUUUGCUCUCCCUGACUAUGUCAAACUUCUAAUUUCCGAGUACAAAUUACAUCUCAAGAAACUGUAUGAUUUAGGAGCACGAAGAGUGCUCGUGACCGGAACAGGUCCGUUGGGCUGUGUUCCGGCGGAAAUGGCAUUAAGGAGUAGUAACGGAGAGUGCUCAAGUGAGCUGCAAAAGGCUGCAGCCUUGUACAAUCCUCAGCUUACUCAAAUGAUUAAACAGCUCAACACUGAAAUUGGUUCUGAUAUCUUUGUUGCUGCUAAUACUGCCCAAAUCCACGCUGAUUUUAUUAGUAAUCCUCAAGCUUAUGGAUUUAGUACGUCAAAAAUAGCUUGCUGUGGACAAGGACCUUAUAAUGGAUUAGGACUAUGCACAGCAGCAUCAAAUUUGUGCCCUAACAGAGAUGAGUACGUGUUUUGGGAUCCAUUUCAUCCAUCAGAGAGGGCUAACAAAUUAAUUGUUCACCAGAUUUUGACUGGCUCCACUGAUUAUAUGAGCCCCAUGAAUCUCAGCACCAUCUUGGCCUUGGACUCUAGAAUCUAGUUAAUUUAAUUUUAUUAUCUUGAGUUUGUUUAAAAUAGUUACAUAAGACAAUUACAUUUAUGUUGCAAUUGUCAAUGUUUUUUGAAUACUUGCUUGGUCUAAAAUGUCCAUACCCAACAAGGAAUUCAUGUGUGGAGAAUUUGUUUUAAGAAUUAAGGAACUCAUCUAAUCAGAUAUAUAAGAAUUAAGGAAUUCUUCUAUUGAGCAAUGGAAAUUGAAAAAUAAAUUUAUUUUAA